Molecule: messenger RNA, 936 nt
Organism: Andrographis paniculata
Lineage: Eukaryota; Viridiplantae; Streptophyta; Magnoliopsida; Lamiales; Acanthaceae
Product: germin-like protein subfamily 1 member 13
Exons: 2
Coding region: 83-757 (224 amino acids)
Cellular component (GO): cell wall
Molecular function (GO): manganese ion binding
Source: RefSeq, a predicted model, not a curated record
CAAGCAAUAUAUCAUCAAGUUCUUGCUAAGAAAAUCAAUUUCCAACAGAACUUGUUAAGCUUGAAGAAAAAAAAUUUAGAAAAUGGCCAUUGUUGGCACUCUUGUAGCUAUUGCAAUUGUUGCUUUAGCUUCUUCAUUAGCUUAUGCUUCUGAUCCCAGUCCUCUUCAGGAUUUCUGCGUCGCAGUCGAUGACGUCAAAGCUUCUGUAUUUGUGAAUGGAAAGAUUUGCAAGGAUCCGAAAAUGGUGACAGCGGAUGAUUUCUUCUUUUCCGGACUUAACAAGCCCGGAAACACAUCAAAUCAAGUCGGAUCAAAAGUGACUCCGGUGAAUGUAAAUCAAAUAGCAGGGCUAAACACUCUCGGCAUUUCUUUAGUACGUAUUGACUAUGCGCCGUAUGGCCAAAACCCCCCUCACACGCACCCUCGCGCAACUGAGAUUCUUGUUGUUGUCGAGGGCACUCUGUAUGUUGGAUUUGUGACUUCCAACCCAGCGGAUCCAAACCAGAAAAAUAAACUUUUUACGAAAGUUUUGUAUCCGGGAGAUGUUUUUGUGUUCCCACAAGGCCUUAUACAUUUUCAGUUCAACACUGGGAAAACUAAUGCCGUGGCGUUUGCCGGUCUCAGCAGCCAAAACCCGGGAGUGAUUACGAUUGCAAAUGCUGUGUUUGGUUCGGAACCUUCGAUUUCUUCUGACGUUCUUGCAAGAGCUUUCCAGGUCGACAAGAAUGUGAUCAAAUAUCUUCAAAGACAAUUCUAGUGGAACAACUAAGAAUAGAAUCGAUGAAUUUGUAUUCCUAUAUAGAAAAUCAUUUGUUAGUUAUUCAAACUGAAUUUUUACAAUCAUAUUCUUCAUUAAUUAUUAGAUUCAGUUGAGUAUGUAAUCUUUGAUUGGUUUCAAUUAUAUGAUGAAUUUAGUUCUUCUGUGCUUUCUAAAUA